This is a messenger RNA of Lachancea thermotolerans CBS 6340, 711 nucleotides long. RefSeq lists its product as uncharacterized. NCBI's taxonomy places the organism in Eukaryota, Fungi, Ascomycota, Saccharomycetes, Saccharomycetales, Saccharomycetaceae. The coding region runs from base 1 to 711 and encodes 236 amino acids. The transcript is spliced from 2 exons. The record is from RefSeq and is a predicted model, not a curated record.
AUGAAUGAAUAUAGACGGGUUACAAGAGAGGAACUUUUCGAUAAUGAUCCAGAUGAACCAUUACAAGAGGAGCAACCUCUGAUAGAGCCAGAUUUGGAAUUCAUCACAGUAAAUGAUGUCCAGGUAAGUGAUUCAAAACAAGACAACGAUCCUGAGGGGGCCCAAGAGUUUGAGUUCCCGCUAUUUUCUUUUGGGGCAAUGGAGAACAGCGCUAGCCACGAUAGCGAGAAGGAUGAUGCCGAGGAAAGCCGAGGCCGGACAUCGACUCGACUAAUGAAGGUGUCGCUUAGAGAACCCUCUCCAGAUUUUUUUAAGCAAGAGAGGCCUCGCAGUUUCUACUUCGCAGAGUAUUCUGUGGAACAGACCAAUAACUUCAAAACCGCUGCAAUCGAAGCUAAUGAUAUCCUUCGAGAAAGUGCUGCGGCUCCCAACUUGAGGUGGUCACAGUUCAGAGGACGGCUCUGGGAUCUGAAAAGUCAUAAUGCCAAAAUUGAGCGCGAGCAGCUACGAGAGCUGAAAAUUAAGCGUCGGAGGCCUGGCAAGAAGCAGCGCCUUGCUAAAAAGGCUGGAAGUGAGCGGGUUCAAGAGCGAUUGGAAAAAGCAAAGGAGUUAAAGAAGCUUGCUAAAAAGAAGUUUCACAAGCGGGGUGGGAAGAAGAACAAAAAAACGGAAAGUGAUGGGCCAUCGAAGCCAAGAUUUCGCACAGAAUGA